AUGGACCCGAUAAACGUGCCAGGCAUACUCUCAGAUGAGCCACAAACAAGCGGCAGUGCAGAGACGAUCCGGCAGCUACCCCUGCAUAUCGCGGCACGCCUGCACACUGCGGACGUGAACACCAGUACGCCGUCUUCCCCACGCCUCUCGCUGCCAGGAUCUCCCGUCAGCUCAGUUCCGUCGCCGUCAAGUCCGUCGGGCGAGUCCAUAUCGUCGCUGCCGUCCGUGUCCUCGUCGUUCCUGUUCUCGUCCGUCCCAGCGAGCCCCCCACAUCUCGGGCUGCACCAUGGCCCGCAUGGGCACGAGCUAGGGGACAACAGCCUCAUCAUACCCUCGCUUACACUUCCCUCUCCCGUGCGCCGCCCGACGUUGUACGGCCAGGCUCUCGGCGAGGUGCGCCUGCUCGUGCUUGGCGGCGCGGGAUGCGGCGCAGAGGCGGUUGCGCAGAUGUUCGCCGAAGAGGAGUGCGAGGACAUCGUUGAAGUUGGGCAAUGGGAAGAAGUUGAGAUCGCAGCAGAAUACCAUGUGCGUGCGAGGGUCCUCAGGUUAUCAACAGAUUGGAUCGAAUACCGAGAUGCCCACGGUCUCGAGAAGCACGAGCCGAGCAGGAACGUGGAGGUCGUGCUGCUGCAGGACUAUGGGCCAGAUAGCGAUCUAAGCGAAGUGCUGCGUUCUACCUUGUCUGUUGUGCACGCUCCUUUCAGUGCUCUCGUACCUGUGCUGCAUCCUCACCAGUCCCCUAAUGUGCUCCUCGCGAACCUCCUGGCCUCCUCUGCGUCCCCCCUCUAUACAGCAAUGGCCAUUGUUCCAUCGAAUUGCGUGACGUCGUUCGAGCACAAGCUCAUCUCAGAGCUCAGCGCACAUGUACCUCUCGUAGUCUUACCUGACCAUCAACCCUCGUCUACUCAAGUACCGACGCUCCAUUCGCACCAAUCACCCUACUCUCGCAGGCCGUCUCCGCAGGAAUUCCAUCCUACUGGCCUCUCCGAUGCCUUACGGGCGAUUAAACUAGCAUCCAUUCAUCCGCAAUCUGCCCAUGCUCUCCGCACUUGCAUCUUGCGCUCGCCGGAGGCUCUGUCGGCCCUUCGACUCGAGGCUGCGGAGCGGUUUAUGCGUUGGAGAGAGGUGGAGCGUGCUGUCGGCCAUGUUCUGGGCGACACGACUCCGUCGUCCGAGUCGGACUCCGUAGAACAUACCCCCGUCGCCCCAAGAGUCGAAGACCCCGGCAGACGCAGGUGGCCUACUGGAUCGCAGAGGUGGAACAAGGCGCGAUGGGAAGAGGAAUGGGAAGGUAGUCUCGCGACUGAUGUUGCGAAGACCUUACGGGCUCGAAGAGUCAAGGGGAUGGGAAGGAGGUCGACGGUCCGGGCUCCCGCACGCCCGCGCUUGUCACCGAAGUGCGCGGACGUCGCAGUCGAAACCACAAUUUUCGUGGAUCAUGAUGAAGCUCCUUCGAACGCACAUUUCGAUCCACUUCAUCUACCGUCGCUACUGGCAUUCUCUAUAUCCCUGUUCGGCCCGCUGAAGACAAGAAUCGCACGCAUCUUUACCCCCACCCGCACGAAUACCCAGAUUGCCGGGCUUGGUGCCAUGACGGAAGCACGUGGAAGGGGGCUUGAUGCUGGAGGGACGACUUUGUUUUUGGUUGGCGCGUUCUGUGCCGGCGUCGGUGUUGGCGUGCUGCUGUCGCGCGGGAUCAUGUAG
Messenger RNA from Phanerochaete carnosa HHB-10118-sp, 1704 nucleotides. RefSeq lists its product as uncharacterized. Bases 1 to 1704 code for a protein of 567 amino acids. The record is from RefSeq and is a predicted model, not a curated record. The transcript is spliced from 3 exons. NCBI's taxonomy places the organism in Eukaryota, Fungi, Basidiomycota, Agaricomycetes, Polyporales, Phanerochaetaceae.